CUCGUGUAUAAUUUAAACACCACCGGUACUGACGCAGUUUCCGUCUCCGGUCGGCCAUAUUUUCAGCGGCAGUGUAAAGCUAAGGGCUGUGAAAAUGUCUGGUCGUCGAGUUGCGUUGAAAGCCAUCGACUGGAUGGCGUUCGCCGAGAGAGUGCCGCCAAACCAGAAGAUGAUGUUCAACGCACUGAAAACCCGCAGCGACGCCGUUGCAGCCAGGCUCUCCUCCCUCCCUGAGAAACCCCCAGUCAUUGACUGGAGUUACUACAAGAGCGCUGUGGCCAAGGCAGGCAUGGUGGAUGAAUUUGAAAAGAAGUUCACUGCUCUGAAGAUCCCUGAGGCUGCUGACACAGAGACAAGCAAGAUCAAUGCCCAGGAACAGGAAGCUAAUAAGCAUGCCGUUGCCUACGUGCAGGCCUCCAUGGCGCGCAUCGCUCAGUAUGAGAAGGAGCUGGAGAUGUUCAGAAACAUGAUUCCGUUUGACCAGAUGACCAUUGAAGACCUGAACAACACCUUCCCCGAAACCAAGCUGGACAAGGAGAAGUACCCAUACUGGCCCCACAAGCCCAUUGCAGAGCUGUGAGCCAGUCUCUGCAGCAGCACAGCUCUCCUUCCCUUCUCCACAUGUAACUGUUUUAAAUAAAGUUCAUGUACAGUG
Molecule: messenger RNA, 655 nt
Organism: Acipenser ruthenus (sterlet)
Lineage: Eukaryota; Metazoa; Chordata; Actinopteri; Acipenseriformes; Acipenseridae
Gene: atp5pd
Product: ATP synthase peripheral stalk subunit d
Exons: 6
Coding region: 95-580 (161 amino acids)
Biological process (GO): proton motive force-driven ATP synthesis
Molecular function (GO): proton transmembrane transporter activity
Source: RefSeq, a predicted model, not a curated record